Caenorhabditis elegans is the source of this 225-nucleotide messenger RNA. RefSeq lists its product as uncharacterized. The record is from RefSeq and is marked reviewed. The transcript is spliced from 2 exons. Lineage: Eukaryota; Metazoa; Nematoda; Chromadorea; Rhabditida; Rhabditidae. The coding region runs from base 1 to 225 and encodes 74 amino acids.
AUGUUGAGAGAAGAAGCUCAGAAACAGGCCAGCAUGAAUGCGGAGAUGACUACAAUUGUUGAUAGUGUUUUUAACAAUGAAGCGAUCGUGUCCAGAGUGUUGGAAAAAACUUCAAAAAAUUCUAUUAGCAAUUUGGAUUUGAGGGUACGUUUAUUUUCUCCCGAAAUGUUUUUUUCAAACAUAAUUACAUCAUUUUUUGAAAUGUUCGAGCAUAGGAAUAAAUAA